Molecule: messenger RNA, 3588 nt
Organism: Psammomys obesus (fat sand rat)
Lineage: Eukaryota; Metazoa; Chordata; Mammalia; Rodentia; Muridae
Gene: Rabep1
Product: rabaptin, RAB GTPase binding effector protein 1
Biological process (GO): endocytosis; Golgi to plasma membrane transport
Cellular component (GO): endosome; endocytic vesicle
Molecular function (GO): growth factor activity; GTPase activator activity
Source: RefSeq, a predicted model, not a curated record
GUCAGGAUGAGGAGGCGGAGGUCGGCGCUCCGGUCCGUCUCUGCCCGAGGCUGUGGCGGCGCCGGCGGCUCCGGGCCUAGCGGCUCCUCCCUGGGCGGCGGCGGCCGCGGCUCGGUCGACGCCUGCUCCGCCAGCUGAGCCCGCGGCGGCCCGGGACGCCGCCCGCCCGCCGUCCCCGCUCCCCGAGGCUUUCUCUUCAGCAACGGGUAGCAGAAUUGGAAAAAAUUAAUGCAGAAUUUUUGCGUGCACAGCAGCAGCUUGAGCAAGAAUUUAAUCAAAAGAGAGCAAAAUUUAAGGAGCUGUAUUUGGCUAAGGAGGAGGAUCUGAAGAGGCAAAAUGCAGUAUUGCAAGCUGCACAGGAUGAUUUGGGUCACCUUCGGACACAGCUGUGGGAGGCUCAGGCAGAGAUGGAGAAUAUUAAGGCCAUUGCUACAGUCUCUGAAAAUACUAAGCAAGAAGCUAUAGAUGAAGUUAAAAGGCAGUGGAGAGAAGAAGUUGCUUCACUUCAGGCUGUAAUGAAAGAGACAGUCCGUGACUAUGAGCACCAGUUUCACCUGAGGCUGGAGCAGGAGCGAGCACAGUGGGCGCAGUACCGAGAGUCUGCAGAGCGGGAAAUAGCCGAUCUGAGAAGAAGAUUGUCUGAAGGCCAAGAGGAGGAGAAUUUAGAAGACGAAAUGAAAAAGGCCCAAGAGGAUGCUGAAAAGCUUCGUUCCGUCGUGAUGCCCAUGGAGAAGGAAAUUGCAGCUUUGAAAGAUAAACUGACAGAUGCCGAAGACAAGAUUAAAGAGCUGGAGGCCUCAAAGGUUAAGGAACUGAAUCACUACCUGGAGGCCGAGAAGUCGUGUAGGACAGACCUGGAGAUGUACGUGGCUGUUCUGAACACUCAGAAGUCUGUCCUACAGGAAGAUGCCGAGAAACUGAGGAAGGAAUUACAUGAAGUUUGCCAUCUCUUGGAGCAAGAACGGCAGCAACACAACCAGCUGAAACACACGUGGCAGAAGGCCAAUGACCAGUUCCUGGAGUCUCAGCGUCUGCUCAUGAGAGACAUGCAGCGCAUGGAGGCUGUGCUCACUUCUGAACAGCUUCGGCAGGUUGAGGAGCUCAAGAAGAGAGAUCAGGAGGAGGAUGAACAACAAAGGCUAAAUAAGGGAAAAGAUAACAAUAAAACAGAUACUGAAGAAGAAGUAAAAAUCCCAGUAGUCUGUGCUUUAACUCAAGAAGAAUCUUCAGCCCCGUUAUCAAAUGAAGAGGAGCAUUUAGACAGCACCCAUGGGUCAGUCCAUUCCUUGGACGCAGACUUGCUGUUACCAUCUGGAGAUCCGUUCAGUAGAUGUGACAACGACAUGUUUAAAGAUGGGCUCCGCAGAGCUCAGUCUACAGAUAGCUUGGGAACAUCAGGCUCCUUGCAAUCCAAAGCUUUAGGCUAUAACUACAAAGCAAAAUCUGCCGGAAACUUGGAUGAGUCGGAUUUUGGACCCCUGGUUGGGGCGGAUUCUGUGUCUGAGAACUUUGAUACUGCCUCCCUUGGAUCACUGCAGACACCCAGUGGGUUUAUGUUAACCAAAGAUCAAGAGAGCGCAAUCAAGGCGAUGACGCCUGAGCAGGAGGAGACCGCGUCCCUCCUCUCCAGCGUCACCCAGGGCGUGGAGAGUGCUUACGUGUCUCCCAGUGGCUACCGCUUAGUGAGCGAGACGGAAUGGAACCUGCUGCAGAAAGAGGUACAUAAUGCUGGAAAUAAGCUUGGUAGACGUUGUGAUAUGUGUUCCAAUUAUGAAAAACAGUUGCAAGGAAUUCAGAUUCAGGAAGCUGAGACAAGAGACCAGGUGAAAAAGCUGCAGGUAAUGCUGAGGCAAGCUAAUGACCAGCUAGAGAAGACGAUGAAGGAGAAACAGGAGCUAGAAGAUUUUAUUAAGCAGAGCACUGAGGACUCAGGCCACCAGAUAUCUGCACUGGUCCUGAGGGCCCAAGCCUCAGAGGUCUUGCUUGAAGAGUUACAACAGAGCUUUUCCCAGGCAAAGAGGGACAUUCAGGAACAGAUGGCGGUGCUGAUGCAGUCUCGAGAGCAGGUGUCGGAGGAGCUGGUGCGGCUGCAGAAGGACAACGAGAGCCUCCAGGGGAAGCACAGCCUGCACGCGUCCUUGCAGCUGGCAGAGGGCUUCGUCCUUCCCGACUCCCUGGAGGUGCUCCGGGAACUGGUGUUAAAGUAUCGUGAGAACAUCGUUCACGUGCGGACGGCAGCAGACCACAUGGAAGAGAAGCUGAAGGCAGAAAUACUUUUUCUGAAAGAGCAGAUUCAAGCAGAGCAGUGCUUAAAAGAAAACCUUGAAGAGACACUACAGCUGGAAAUAGAAAACUGCAAGGAGGAGAUCGCUUCCAUUUCUAGUCUAAAAGCUGAAUUAGAAAGAAUAAAAGUUGAAAAGGGACAGUUGGAGUCUACAUUAAGAGAGAAGUCGCAACAGCUUGAGAGUCUCCAAGAAAGAAAAGUUAAUUUAGAGGAACAGUUAAAGAAAGAAACUACUGCCAAGGCUACUGUUGAACAGCUCAUGUUUGAAGAGAAGAACAAAGCUCAGAGGUUACAGACAGAAUUAGAUGUCAGUGAACAAGUCCAGAGAGAUUUUGUGAAACUGUCUCAGACUCUUCAGGUGCAGCUGGAGAGGAUCCGGCAGGCAGACUCCUUGGAGAGAAUCCGGGCCAUUCUCAAUGACACUAAACUGACAGACAUUAACCAGCUCCCCGAGACAUGACGCCCUGCCAGCAGGGUUCUAACCUGUGUUUUGGGUUUUUAACUCAUCUUUAGAAUAACAUUAUUAUUUAACUCUUAAUGGAAGAAGUCACAGCGAAAGGAAGACUGGAGAAAUGCAGCUCUGGAGGGAGAAGGCUGCCGUGUGCAGGGACAGCCAACAGACCUUUCAAAGGGAACACUAACGAGACACCGGACUGGAUUCCAACAGGCGUGGGGUCCGAUGCCGGGCCAGAAAAGUCGUUUCCUUGUCUGCAUUCUCCAACGUGGAUUCUGGAACACAUUUCCUGGCCACUUCCUGAGAGCAUUUGGAUUAUGUUUUCUGUUCAUACAAACUGGGAGAGUAGGUUUUUCCCCUGUUGUCUAGGGCUCACCAGUAGCAGUGUUCAGCUAGCAGAGGGUAGUGCGGUAUGAGUAUUUUAUAUUAAAAUAUCAAGUGUGAGAGCAGGCCCUUGGCUAUUGACUGUAUUUCCCUUGCUCAGUGCUUUUUUUUUUUUUUUUUUUUCCUUUUUACCAUUUCAUCUUCUGUGGAGGACCUUAUGUGCUACUGAAACUUUGCCUGAGAACUAUAGGACCAUGGCAAACAAACGCAAGAACGCAAGUCAACAAAAUGAGGAGAAUCCGAACACGUGGCUGAGGCCAAAUUAUAUAUAGGAAGUGGAAAUUAAGGAAAAAAAAAAAAAAAAGCACAAGAAACCUUGGAAGCACUUUUUUCUGCACACCAGGAUGAAUUUCCUGGGCCCACAGGUACCAGGGCAAAGGAGAACUGGCGCCAUCUACCUUUCCGAAGUGUUUUAGUUACUGGAUCAGUGGAAAAAAGUAAUAUUAAUAAAACAAGCUAUCUCUGA